GGGCCAAUUGUAAAUUUUUCAAUUUUUAAAAUUUUCUUUUUUUUUCAUUUUUCAAUAAUGGAUUUCAAUCAAAUUCCUUUUAAAUUACGAUUUAAUAAAACUUUUAAAUUAUUCAAUGAAGUUAAUGAGUAUAUGAAUGAAUUGGAUAGGAUUGUAAAAAAACGUUUGCAUCAUAUACAGGUGAAAAAAACUAUUCAACAAAUUUCAGAAGAAAAUUUUUUCUACAUUGGAAACACAUUGAAAAUGGUACAAAAUUAUCUAAAAUCAGUACAAUGUCAAAUUGAACAAGAUUCAUCGAAUCUAUUGAUGAAACAAUUGGAUGAAAAAAUUAAACAAUUUCACGAAGAUCAACAAGAAUAUAUGACAUUGAAAAAUAUGAAAAAUGUCAACGUUUUAAUUAAUCCACUUCCUCGAUGUUGGAAAUGUCUAACAUGGAAAAAUAAUGAUGAUGUAUUCAUGAAAACUGCUUCUGUUCCGAUAUCGAAACCAAAAAAUCCAUUCUAUGAGCCAAAUAAUAUUCAUGCUAAAUUAUAUAAUGAAGAUGAUGAUGAUCAAUAUGCAAGCAUUGAUCAUUUAUUAAAUCUAUUUAGGAAACAAAAUGAAUGUUUGAAACAAAAAAUUGCCAUUCUUGAUGAAACAAUAAUCACAUUGUUCAAUAAUUCACGUGAAUAUCUGAAAACUUUGCUCAAAGUAGAAAUGCUUUUGGAACAACAACAAGAAUGUAACCUAAAUGAAGAAUCAAAAUUAAUACAAUCGGCAAUUAUGGAUUCGUUUUCAAUCGAAGAUAAAGUUGAUUUUUUCUCCACAUCACCAGAUGCAUUCGAAUUGAACAAUCCUAACCUUCAUAUGAGAGUUGUGUUGAAAAUUCCAGAAAAAAACUCUAUUUAGAUGAAAUGAUAAUAAGGUUCGAAACUUUUUAUUCAAUUAUUAUUGCAAUCAUAUAAUUUGCGAAAUUUGAUUAUUUACAAAAUGAUAAUCAUCACAUUUGUUUGCAUGUAUUAUAUAUUGUAUUGUUGUGUUGUGUUAUACCUUAAAGUUAAAUUUUUGUUUGUUUUUAUAUCGUGCUUUGUGUGUAAUAUAAAAUUAAAUAAAACAAAUUGUCCAAAAAGAAAAAUCAACAAAACUUCUUAACAAAUUCGAACAAAUAUUAAAAACCCCAAAGAAAUUGUUGGCCAUUAUCCAAUUUUGUUUUUGUUUUUACACAGAAUAUCAGCAUCAUCAUCAUCAUCAUAAUUAUUAUUGUUAUUAUUCCUGUGAGAAACCUUCGGUUUCUUCGAUUGCAAAAUUUAAUUUCUCUACCAAUUGUCCA
Dermatophagoides farinae (American house dust mite) is the source of this 1309-nucleotide messenger RNA. RefSeq lists its product as uncharacterized. The record is from RefSeq and is a predicted model, not a curated record. NCBI's taxonomy places the organism in Eukaryota, Metazoa, Arthropoda, Arachnida, Sarcoptiformes, Pyroglyphidae.